AGCAGUUCCGUAGCUUCAGGGUCUCCUGGCGGACCAACACGCCCUACCCGAUCCGGCCUGCGAAGCAGACAGAUAUCCGAGUACUCCACGUCUGAACGAGUCUCGAGUGACUCGCGUACAACACGCGACUCCAGAGAGGCAUACGAAGGCCGACCCGCCGGACUACCGGAUGGCCCACAGCCCACUCGAUCGCGUAUUAUCACACAGAAUGGUUCAGAACAGCAGGCAAAUGGCAGAGUAGGCGCAGCAGGAAUCUCGCCUCCUCAAGUUUCCCCCACUUCCAUGGCCGCGGUGGCAGCAUUCCAAAGCUUCGGACGCCGGAGAGGAAUGUCGAACGAUGAUGGGCCGGAUGAGUACGAAGAGCAGAGGAGGAAAGAGAAGGAGGAGCAGAGGGCUCGCCAGAUGAGGAUCAAGGAGAAAGUACCUGGAAGACGAACGACCGGCAAGGCGAAGGCUGGAGAUAUCGACGCCGUAUUGGACGAGAUCAAGGAUGAAUGGACAGUAGUAACUGACCCCGAUUUCAAUCCAGUGGACCUGGCCCUUCAGCUCUUGGACGACUCUUCGCUCGGUAAAGACAUGGACUCGUUCCGAAGGACGAAAGACAUGCUCUCACGCGCCAUGAAGGGGUCCGUCGACAAGCACUAUCAAGCAUUCAACGCCGCCCUUCCCCACCAUUCGUCCUUGCUAAACCAUCUUGAUGCUACACAGUCUCAGAUUAAGGACGCCCGCAAUGCCCUCCAAGAGGCCAAAGAGACGUUAGGCAGCAAGCGCGCGGAUCUCGUCCAACUGUGGUCUCGCAAUCAGACGGUCGAGGAGAUGAUGCGAAUACUGGACCAGAUUGAACACUUGAGAUCGGUUCCGGACGCUCUGGAGAGCCUCAUCUUGGAGAAGCGUCUGUUACAAGCAGCAGCUCUCCUUGUACGAAGUCUCAAAUUAAUCAAUAAACCCGACAUGCUCGAGAUUGGAGCGAUCUCAGACCUCAGAAGCUACCUAGUCGGCCAGGAGACAACCCUACGAGAUAUUCUCGUCGACGAGCUACACAGUCAUCUCUAUCUCAAGUCAUUCUGGUGCGAGUCUCGUUGGACCGUAUACAACCCUAAUCAACAAAACUUCAUGGCGCAAACCAGUCUCGAAGAGGGAGAAGGCUCCAAUGACACGGAUCGCCCUCUCUCCGUGUCUUCACCAGUUUCACCUACGGCGCCCCGCGCAACACGAGUGGCGAAAUUCCUCGAUGAUCUUGCCCUGCGCCCGAAUGACCCGCCUUUCAAUGUCAACGACUCAAAUUACCGCCAUAGCCUCUCUGCUGGACUGACUGCUAGUACAUCUGCCUACGGGUUCUCCUCCUCUGUGUCGACCAAUGCGCUAUCGGCCUUUGCUUCAGCUUCAAACGCCCAACCCCGCAAUCCGGAAGCUGACUCCUUCGCAUACAUCGAGAUGCUCCUCGAGUCUCUCGCUGCACUGGGGAAGCUGGGUACUGGCCUGGACAUCGUCGCACAGAAACUACCAGGAGAGGUAUUCUCCCUCAUCGAGAACACUAUCGAAGAGGUAUCGGAACGCGCGGAGUACGGCCGUCGCGGGUCGAUGAUCGGCAUGAUGGACCCAGGGUCAACAGGAGGGCGGCCAAUGGAUCUCUCGAUGCUCACUGGCCCUAUCAUCACGUCGAACGCGCUAGGUAUCGCCGGUGUGGCCGUUUCCGUGGCUCUUCACGGAUCGACCGUGAACGCCCGCCGUACAAUCACGGAUGCGACCAACUUACGGUUGAUUGCCUUGGAAUCCUCGACGAAGGUCAUCGAUCAAGAUAUUCUCAAGGAUUUCUUCUGGACGUUGUAUUCGAAGCUCAUCGCAGUCAGCGAAGGACUUCGGGUCGUUUACGAGGUCGCGAACCGGAUUGGUUCAAGGAGAGAUUACAAGGAUUCCUCCGGUACCAAGCCAGGUGCUCUGUUCCCGUUGGAAGACGUUUGGGCGCCAAUACAAGCAGAGGUACGGACAUUGCUCAGUGACUACAUCACCGAUGAAGAGCAAGGGGCGAUAUCUGGGCGCAACCCAAUCUCGUCAAUCAACGAGGUCCUCCGAGAUGGCCGUUUCACUCGGGAUAAGGGCAAACCUAUUUUCCGGUUCGCAGAUACGGACGCCAAGUUUGCGACGAAGGCACUGCGACAACACGAAGAAGAGCUCACGCGCGUCCUCAAGGACACUGUGCCGGGGCUUGUCCAGGGUUCUGAGAAUGCCCUACAGGCGACUCUAGCCGCAGUUGGUACGGACGAUCGGCUGAUGGGCACCGGCCAACACCAUAGGGUAUUGGUGCAUCCGAACGCGUUCCACGUCAGUGUACUGUUCCAACCGACCCUUGCAUUCCUCGAUCGCAUUUCGGACGUCCUUCCCGCUGGACUCGAGACCGCCCGUGCAUCCAGUGCGGUGCUGGACGAGUUUGUCCUCAAGGUGUACUUGCCACAGCUAGAGGACAAGGUAUCUGCACUAUUCCACCAAACUGUCACAAGUCCGGACGCAUUCGAGCCUGAUUCAGCGUCAUUGACACUGUCGCCAAAACCACUGGUGAAAGCGAGCGUGCAGCUAAUGGCGUUGAUCAAUUCUCUCUGUGUCAUGCUGCGGACGACUCCCUUCCAUCGCGAGAACUACUCCCGGCUGAUUUUGACGGUCAUCGGGAAGUUCUAUCAGCGCUGCAGCGACAGGUUCUACGACCUCGUUGCCGUCAAGGGAGGCAGCUCACCAGAAGACGAUUCUCGUAUCGCUUUGGCCGCUCAAUGGGCGCAGAAGCCAGAGCUGGGGCCUUGCCUGUCCGAGCUACUGAAGUUGUUGUCUGGUGAUACUUCGGCGGCGACCAAGCAGCAGGUAUGUCGACAAGAGACGCAUCUUGAAAACAGCCUGCUAGGUGAAGGUGCAGUUGGCAAGCACGACCUCAUUCCUUCUAUUCGCAACGUCUCCGCCCUCGCAAGCUUGUACCACAGUGUUACUUGGUUUGCUGCACAGCUCGAAGUGUUGAAGGGCACCGAUGAUGCGACGUCGCUCACCAGCCCACUCCGACUCGAGCCUUCCAGUGCACUGUCUCCCACAUCACCAUACCUCCCCAUCGUCACUCCCGUACAUCCGGACGAACAGCUCAAACUCCCGCUGUCGUCUGCGAUGGCUCUACGCUUCCAAGCGCUGCACAUGACAUACGUACAGCUGGCGGAACUCAUCCUCUACACCAUCCGCAUCGACGUCAGGUGUCGAGUCAUCCACCAUCUCGACCUUGCGCUGAGACACGGCAUCUAUCGCAUCGAACGAGAGGCGGCCGAGCCGGACCCUCAUAUCAUCGACCUCAACACGGAGAUCGGCAACUCCGAUGCGUCUCUCACGUCGUCAUUACCUGAGGUUCAGCGCAAAUUCGUGUUCGAAGGCAUGGGCCACCUCAUGCAACAUCUCGUGAUCUCGAACGCACGGUUCAUUCAGUCGGCGAACGCGUUAGGGAUCAAGAAGAUGAUGCGGAACAUGCUUGCGCUGCAGCAAAACAUCAAAACGAUCACGGAUGACAGCAACAGUACCGACUUCGAGCGCGCAAAGCGGUACUACUCGCUGUUUUUGCUGUCACCUCCUGACAUGCUCGACACAGUCCGGCAGAAGCAAGAGUUCACAUUCGACGAGUAUAAGGCGAUCCUCGACCUCCAGUGCGGCGUGCAGCCGAAUCUCAAGAACAACGGCGCGCAAGCCGCGGAUCGGAACUACAACAUGUACCUCAUCGAGCUGCACGGGUUGGAGCUGGAGAACUCGGCGGACGGGAGCUAGCGGGUGCAACGACGGACGUUCUGCGAUUACGUUUGGAAGUAUUUAUACUCUUGUUCCUCCAUACCCUGUUGGAUACUGGCAUCACCACUGUACUCAUCCGCCCAUAUCUCAUUUCUUCUUGCUCGGUGCCACCUCCUCCGCGCGCUCGAUCCACGCCAGCUCGGCCUCCCCCGCCAUGCGAUGCGCCGGCGCCGUCCUCCGCGCUGCAUUCGGCGAGAGCGUCGCCUGGAAUUUGCCCGGCUGCGUGCCGGAUGGUGUCAUCCUCGGUGGCUGGUACACCAGCACCGGGGUGCGCGCGAGCAGCUGCUGGUACCGCCGCCGCAAGAACCUAGCCGGGAGGUGCGAGUCGAAGGCUGGAGCAGGUUCCUCCGCCGCGCCCUCUGGCGAAGCACGAUUCGCCGACUGGCGCACCUUGCUCGGCGGAGAAGCGAGGGCUUCGAUCUCCUCGAAUACUCCGGAGCCCUGCAGCCCGACGGGUCGGACCCCGGCGUGCGCCAGCGCGGCCACAUCGGUCUGACGCGGGACAGUGCCCCCACCUGACGCGGGUGCCUCUUGGAUAGCGACUUGCAAGGGGAACAGGGUCCGCAGCAAUUCCUCCUGGAAGAACCGCCAGCGGAGGUUGACCUCCCUGCGCUUGCUGAAGGGACCGAGGGCGAUGGCCUCGGGCGACUCGGGGUUCGCGCGUGGGGGAAGGUUCGGCGGAUGGGCCAGCGCCGCCGCAUCGAGCGGUCUGGUCUUGCGCGACACGUCUGACGCGAGGAGCGCCCUCAUCUCUCUCGAGUAGAAGGGCGGACGUGAGGACUCGACCGCGGGGAUGAUGCGGGGUGGCGGCGGGACGCCAGGCUCGGAGCGGAGGGGAUCUAAGAUCUCCCAUCUCAGAGGGCCUCGUCUGCCAUAGGCUGUGUCGAGAAUGUACUCGAAUGAUUUAGCAAUGCCCGUGUUUGCGCUCUGCAAUUUCCGCAGGUCCUUCCGAACACGACUUAUCUUUGUCGGACGCAGAUGCUCACGCUUCGUGUCGAGGAUAGCGCGAACAUCGUCCCCGACUCUGAGCCGGAAGAACUGGCGAAGAUAUUCAGUGGGGAGCCUUCUGAUCUGCCGCAGGCAUGACCGGUAGAGCGAGAAUAUCGAUCUCACGUCGCCAUUCAUGCGAUCUACGCUCUGUCGACUCUCG
Trametes versicolor FP-101664 SS1 is the source of this 4954-nucleotide messenger RNA. Its product is annotated as exocyst subunit SEC8. NCBI's taxonomy places the organism in Eukaryota, Fungi, Basidiomycota, Agaricomycetes, Polyporales, Polyporaceae. Bases 328 to 3783 code for a protein of 1151 amino acids. The transcript has 20 exons. Gene Ontology annotation, cellular component: exocyst. The record is from RefSeq and is a predicted model, not a curated record. Gene Ontology annotation, biological process: Golgi to plasma membrane transport; exocytosis.